Molecule: messenger RNA, 1437 nt
Organism: Clavispora lusitaniae ATCC 42720
Lineage: Eukaryota; Fungi; Ascomycota; Pichiomycetes; Serinales; Metschnikowiaceae
Biological process (GO): proteolysis
Molecular function (GO): peptidase activity
Source: RefSeq, a predicted model, not a curated record
AUGAACCUCAGAAUAUCCAAAAUGGCCUAUACGCUAGUGGACUCCUUUGUUGCUGACGGGCUUUUCCAGCAGAGAAUCAAGCUCGAUGUUCCGCUCGACUACGCGUCGCCCGGCAAAUCCAUUUCCAUUGUCGCCAACAUUGUGCAAAAACACUCAAAGAUCGGCGACAAUGCCAACAUCAACAAUACCAACAACAACGGCUCCAACAACAACAACUCCAACAAACAGAGUGUGGUGCUCCCACCCAACGUCCGCCCGCUCGCGUACUUACAAGGCGGCCCCGGGUUUUCGUGUCCCAUUCCGUCGAAUGACGCCUCCACCAAAAUCUUCCUCGACAAGGGCUACACGCUUAUUUUCUACGACCAGCGGGGAACGGGGCUCAGCAGCCCCAUCGAGGCCUACUUUCUUGCGUCCAUGUCGCCGCAGGACGCAGAACAAUACCUCUUGCACUUUCGGGCAGACAAUAUCGUGCGGGACAUGGAAGAGGUGAGACGGGCGCUUUUCGGCUCGCAGCCGUGGGCGCUUAUCGGCCAGAGCUACGGCGGCUUCUGCUGCUUCACCUACUUGUCGCUUUUUGCAGCGCUGGUGUCCCACGUGCUCGUGACCGGCGGCGUUCCGCCAAUUGGGAAAACCCCGGACGACGUUUAUCGCCAGACCUACAAACGCACAGCAGAGCGCAACGCCCACUACUACAACAAGUACCCGCAGGAUGUGGCGCGUGUGCGGGCCAUUGUGGCGUACUUGCGCCAGAACAGAGUGGUUUUGCCCAACGGCGGAAUCUUGUCUGUCGAGCGUUUCCAACUGUUGGGUCUCCGCAUGGGCGCCCACAAGGGAACAGACGGGCUCCACGUGCUUGUUACCGAGCUCUGGUAUGCGAUAGAGACCGCUGGCGCCCCAACGUAUGCGUCUUUGAACGCAAUCCAGAACGACAUGUCCUUUGACACAAAUAUCAUCUACGCUUUGUUCCAGGAGGCCAUUUACUGUGAGCAAGGGACGGCAUCGCGGUGGGCGGCGGACAGAAUGCGCUACGAGCCUGAAAACACUCGUUUUGUCGUUUCUGACGAGCUUCUCCGGUCCUCGGAACCGGUAUACUUCACAGGCGAAAUGGUGUACCGUCUGAUGUUCGACGAUUACACGGAGCUUCGAAAGGUCAAGGAGUUGGCGCUUCUUUUGCACGAGCGCAAGGACUGGGCCCCAUUGUACAACCCGGCUGUGUUGCGCUCGCUCACCUGGAACGACGUUCCAAUCGUUUCUGCUACUUACUACCAUGACCAGUAUGUUGAUUUCGACUUGACAAUGGCCGUGAAACGGACGCUUUUCGCCGACCGCAACUUGCGCCAGUACAUCACCAGCGACACCUUCCAUAACGGGCUCCGGGCACAUGCUGAACAGGUGUUGGAAUCGUUGUUCUCGCUUCUUGAAUGCGAUGUGGAUUAG